AGUAGUUGUUAUUGUUGUCUGUUCCCGGAAGCUUGAAACUCAUAUUGGGCGUUGUGUUAUGUCGAAAGAGAAAUAAAGAUAGAUUUUGUGGUUUGAAGGUAUCUUAAAAACGCUACAUAACUUUCAGGACUAUCUUUCAACAGAUAGCUUAAUAUUUAUUCACAGAAGAUAGUUCAUCUGAAUGGUCUGUGACCUCAGCACUGAUGGCGCUGCAGGAGCGGACCCGGAGAAGUCUGCUGCGUUUGCGCCACCAGCUGGAGCAGGACAUCAGGCCGCAGGACCUCAUGGACCACAUGAUCAGCGAUGGCGUGAUCACAGUGGAUGAGGAGGAGAAGGUCCGGAUUAAGCCCACCAGAAAAGACCAAGCUGCAGCACUGAUCGACCUGCUGCUGAGGAAAGAUGAUUGUUCCGUCAUUUCUUUCUAUAACGCACUGAUGAAAGAAACGUACCACGAUCUGGCCAAAUCGCUGUAUCAAGACUUACCAGGUGUCUCCUUCAAUGGACGAAAAGGCUCCUUUGACAGCUCCGAAACUUACGUCCAGAUUAUGCUGAGUGAAGGUGGCGUCCCACAGAGGCCUGUGGUGUUUGUCAGCAGACCAGAGCUGCUGAAUCAGGUCAGGAUGAAACUUGAUUUGCUCCAGAAAGAUGCCGGCGGCUGGGUUACGGUGUUCGGCAUGGCCGGGUCAGGCAAGUCUGUGCUCGCCGCCGAGGCUGUCAGAGACCAGAGACUCAUCGAAGAGUGUUUCCCCAAUGGGGUUCAUUGGCUGUCCAUCGGUCAGCUGGACAAAUCAGACCUGCUGGUGAAGAUCCAGUCGUUGUGUUUUCGACUGGAGCAGAACCUGGACUCCCAGUCGCAGCACCGGCCGCCCACCUCUCUGGAUGAAGCAAAGGAGCGCCUGCGCUUCCUGAUGUUGCGCAGGUAUCCCAGAUCUCUACUAAUCCUCGAUGACAUCUGGGAUAGCUCUGUGCUCAAAGUGUUUGAUAUUCACUGUCGAAUUCUUCUGACCACCAGAAACAGAAGCCUCACUGAUUCUGUUAGCGGUGCCAAGUAUGAGGUGGAGGUAGAAAGUGUUCUGGACGACAGGAAGGCGCUGGAGAUCCUGGCCCUGUACACUAAAAUGAAUCAAAAUGCUCUUCCUGUGGAGGCUCGCGACAUCGUCAAAGAAUGUAAAGGCUCUCCUCUGGUCGUGUCUCUGAUCGGCGCUCUGCUCAAAGACAAACCCAACCGGUGGGAUUACUACCUCCGCCAGCUGCGGCAGAAGCAGUUCAAGCGCAUAAGGAAGUCUUCGUCCUACGACUACGACGCCUUGGAUCAGGCCAUGGCUGCAAGCAUCGAGGUUCUACCAGACGAACAUCGGGAGCGCUACAAAGACCUGACUGUGUUCCAAAAGGACGUCAAGAUCCCCGCUAAGAUUCUGUGUGUUUUGUGGGAUCUGGAGCCAGAGGAGGUGGAGGACAUUCUCCAAGAGUUUGUCAACAAAUCCCUGCUUUUUGUAGACAACAACAGUAGACUGAACCUGUACUACCUUCACGACCUCCAGCUGGACUUCCUGGAGGAGCAGAACCGAGAUCAGAUACAGAGUCUUCACAGGAAGGUGGUGGACCAGUACCACCAUCACUACAGAGAGGCUGCUCCCACCUUUGGAGACGAGGGUCGUCUUUAUUGGAUCAGAUUUCUCACCUACCACUUGGCCAAAGCCAAGAUGUUCCAGGAGCUGUAUUCGCUCAUGUUCUCGCUGGACUGGGUCAAGAUGAAGGCGAAGGUAAUGGGUCCAGCGCCCCUCAUCAACGACUACAUGGAGUACGGACCCAUUCUGGACAAAGAGAACAGUGAAGUUUGCAGCCAGUUCCAGGAGUUUCUGUCGCUGAACGGCCACCACCUGGAGGAGCGUCCGUUCCCCGACGUCGUGCAGCUCGCUCUGUCUCAGCCGCACUCCUCCGCCGUCUACAGACAGGCUCGGGAAAAGGCGCUGAACCCGGACAACGCUGGGAAGCUCUACUUUGAGUUAAUAAAUAAGAGCAGCGUAGAAAAUCUGUCCCGUUUGGUGAUCCACCCUCACCUGGGCUCCAUCUACUCCGCCUGCUUCUCCCACGAUGGAACCAGAAUCGCUUCCUGUGGAGCCAGCAAAACCCUGAAGGUAUUUAAAAGUACCUCAGGUGAGAAGCUGAUGGAGAUCCAGGCUCAUGAUGAAGAGGUUCUCUGCUGCGCCUUCUCCCCUGACGACCAUCUUCUAGCAACCUGCUCAAGCGACCGGAAAGUCAAGGUGUGGAACAUCCAGCAAGGCAAACUGCUGAGGAUCUUUGAAGAGGAGCAUGAAGAGCAGGUGAACCACUGCGAGUUCACCAACAUGUCACAGCGCCUCCUGCUGGCCACAUGCUCCAACGACAACUUCUUAAAUGUCAAGAUUUGGAAUCUGAACAAGCCGUCGUCCCAGAACACCAUGUUUGGUCACUUUGAGCCGGUGAACCACUGCUGUUUCUCCCCUGAUGAUGCUUAUUUAUCCACUUCCUCCAACGACGGCACCAUUAAGUUGUUCCAGGUGCCUGCAGCCAACGAGUGGAAGACGAUUGAUGUGAAGAGUUUCUUGUCAGAAAGCGAUGAUGAGGACGUUCUUGUGAAGUGCAGCACCUGGACCGCAGACGGCAAACGUAUCAUAUGCGCCGCCAGAAAUGCUGCCUUGGUGUUUGACGUCCAGACGUCGGACAUGUUGCUGGAAAUCAAGACGAAUCGUCUGAGCACAGUCCAGUACUGUCACGCCUGUCCUGCCAGUAACCUGUUGGCACUAGCAUUCUCAAAUUAUGCCAUUGAGCUGUGGGAUCUUGAGGAAAAGAAGAAGCGGGCGGACUGCAGCGGCCACCUGAGCUGGGUCCAGCGGGUCCAGUUCUCUAGAGACGGCUCUCAGCUGCUGUCCUGCUCCGACGACCAGACAAUCAGGUUAUGGGAGACCGAGAAGGUCCACACGUCCUCGGCCGUCUGCCUGAAGAGAGAUUCGGACGUUCUCUUUAAUGGUGAGGAAAUCAUCGUGUCGGCUGCAGACAACUGCAACAGACUCCAGGUGCGGGGCGGCAGAACAGGAUCGGUGCUGUUCCAGUCAGAGGAGCUGCCCUGCAGAAUCCGGUCCACAUGCAUGUGCAAGAAUCCGUCUGCAGUGGCUCUGGGACAAGAGAACGGAAAUGUGCAGGUGCUGGCUCUGCCUUCAGGGAAGCUUUUAGCCACUCUGCUGGGACACACCAAGACCGUGCUCCACUGCCAGUUCUGCCAGAACGGACAAACUCUCAUCACCUCAUCCGAGGACACCACCAUCAGGGUGUGGAAGUGGAAAUCAGGCGAGUGUAAAGUACUUCAGGGUCACAGGGAGCAAGUUCGAUGCUUCUCUCUGCUCUCCGACUCGGCAAAUGACUCGAGACUGCUCUCCUGGUCCUUUGAUGGAACUGUGAAGGUGUGGGACACUGAGAGCGGAGAGAAACUGCAGGACAUCAAGGCUCAUCAGGGAGCCAUUCUGUCCUGUCACGUCUCACCAGACGGAUGUCUCUUUGCGACCACCUCCGCUGACAAGACCACUAAGUUGUGGAGCUGCAAAUCCUGGCAGUGUGUCUUCACCCUGAGAGGUCACCUAGACUGCGUCCGAAGCUGCCGUUUCUCCUGGAACGGCAAACGCCUCGCUACGGGAGACGACAACGGAGAGAUCAGAAUCUGGAGUGUUAAAGACGGCUCUUUACUGAAGGUUUGUUCCCAGGAAAGUAAAGACGCCACUGAUUCUGUACAUGGAGGUUGGGUGACUGAUCUGCACUUCUCCCCAAACAACGCUGUGCUCGUUUCUACCGGAGGCUACAUAAAGUGGUGGAACGUGGCGAGAGGUGAAUCCCUGCAGACGUUCUACCCGACAGGAAGCGCCCUCAAGAAGAUCCACGUGUCGCCUGACUUCUCCACAUACGUCACCAUCGACAACAUUGGUAUCCUCUACAUCCUGAAGAGGGUGGCAUGAGGACAGGACAACUGCAGUCACAAUAACAAAUCACUACUAUGCAGAAAAAUGUGCAGCAGCAAGAGCAUGUUUACAUGUUUUCUCUUUGCCGUUAUCAGUCAAACAUGAGCCGUUAUCAGGAAAGUCUUGCAGUGAACACCAGCUUAUCAAGUUCUUUGGUACUACUUGACUUUAUUGCCGUGGUUAGAGAUGCACCAGUCAAAGAUUUGUGGCGGAUUGCUAAACUCAGGGUUCUGUGAAACCGAUUUAUGUUGCUCUUUAAAUUUUUCCCAGAUCAUUUGCAUCAGGGAGUGGAAAUGGUGCGGCAAAGCAAGAUUUGGCUCAUUUAAAAUAAAACUACAAUGGCGUCUUUAGCAUCUUAAAUCGAUGACUAGCAUGGUUAGCAUAGUUAAUGUGAACCGCAUGCUCUGUGUGUUUUUCUGAGAUGGCGGCCAACAUUUUCUAAUGUUUCAGAAGAAACAAAAAUUAAACGCUUGAAAGAAUUGAGCAAAGCAAACCUUGCUACUGAAGUUUGCUUUGCAUCAAUUUGCUACCUGGAGGUGGGUACAAACUGGCUUCUUGCACAUCAGCGCUUCCUUCAGUAACAACUUCCACACCGAAGAGUGUUGUGCGCACAAACGAGUGGGUGCCAUGUAAGGAGCGUCGUAAAAAGAUCGGAUUUUUGAGUUUACAGUCGAACUGAAAAUGAUGCUAUUCAAACCACCAAGUAGGUGCAUCUCUGCUUGUGAGCAUGUUAAACCUAAACACUAAAACAAGUUGGAAGAAUAAAAAAGGAAUCUUUAAAAAAAAAAUACAUGCAUAUUGAGAAAAUAUCAGUAUGGGGAUGAAAAAUAUAUGUUCCAUGCAUCUUAACUGUGAAUAAUAAAUAUUGAUCACGUUUUCUUUAUCAUUGGUGUGAAGGCAAUCUUUCUGACUUUUCUUGCAUGUCAUUAAAUGGUU
Molecule: messenger RNA, 4925 nt
Organism: Poecilia latipinna (sailfin molly)
Lineage: Eukaryota; Metazoa; Chordata; Actinopteri; Cyprinodontiformes; Poeciliidae
Gene: apaf1
Product: apoptotic peptidase activating factor 1
Exons: 27
Coding region: 204-3986 (1260 amino acids)
Biological process (GO): regulation of apoptotic process; apoptotic signaling pathway
Cellular component (GO): apoptosome
Molecular function (GO): protein binding; ADP binding
Source: RefSeq, a predicted model, not a curated record